AUGGGGGACUUUGAUGGUGAGCAAAAAGAAUUGAUCAAGAAAUUGGCAAACUUUCGCAUGAUCGAUGGUAAAAGAACGAGAGUUCGUGCUAUUGUUUAUAAAACUUCUCACCGCCUAGCUCGAACUGAACGCGAUGUAAUAAAACUUAUGGUUGACGCCGUAGAUAAUAUAAAGCCAAUAUGCGAAGUGGUCAAAGUAGGAGUCGCAGGUACUAUUUAUGAUGUUCCUGGGAUUGUAGCCAGGGAUCGUCAACAAACCUUAGCUAUUCGUUGGAUCCUUGGAGCAGCUUUCAAACGACGUAUAAGCUACAGGAUAAGCUUAGAGAAAUGUUCAUUUGCUGAGAUACUGGAUGCUUACCGAAAGAGGGGAAUUUCACGUAAGAGAAGGGAGAAUCUUCAUGGACUGGCUUCCACCAAUCGGAGUUUCGCGCAUUUCAGAUGGUGGUAAAGUGAUACCACAUAA
Molecule: messenger RNA, 462 nt
Organism: Triticum urartu
Lineage: Eukaryota; Viridiplantae; Streptophyta; Magnoliopsida; Poales; Poaceae
Source: RefSeq, a predicted model, not a curated record